AUGCGAGCGAGCGAGACGGGACGCUGCCAAACAAAGCAAGCGAGACGGGACGAUUUGUUGUGGCGUUUUUACGACGCGCUUCAUGCAUGCACUGUUUAUAAACGUCUCGCCAUCGACAGAAUCACACCCGAAUCAGCUGUUUUUUUUUUGUGUUUGUCUCCUGCACAUGUUUGACGAAGCACCAUCACGCAGCAGAACUAUAAUCGUCCGCCAGCCAGUGGGGUUCCCGCGCCAGUAGUAGCGUUCCCUCUACCAAAGAAGAUCAGGAUGUGUAAAUAUUUAGUAGUGGUAGUGGUGGUGUUCAUUUUAGGUUUGCUAGAGCUGGCCACCGCCAGCGAGUGUAAGCGAGUGGGGGACUGUUCCUGCGAGUUCUCCGACGGGACCGGUAUUAAUCUGCGUCCACUGAUCGAUAUCGGUGCCCAACCGCUGCACGCCAACGAGUCGAACGGCGAUUCGUACUAUUUCAGCCCAUGCCAGGACAUACAGUACACGACGGACGAUAGCACGCCGAACAUAACCAACGACUGCCGGAAAGGCUACACGCUCUGCAAACACGAAGUGGCAAGCAAUAGGUUGGUACGGUUGGGUGAGCUGAAGGAAACGCAAUUUACCACCGACGAUGGGCUGUUUCUGAGCUACAUCAAACCGAACCAAAGUGUAACGCAUGUGAAGCUGGUAUGUACCACCGAUAAGAAAUCGUACUUUUUCCCGGAUUCCGUCAACAAUGUCACCACGCAUCUGUUGCUUUUCUCGCCGUACGCAUGUCCCAUCGUGUUGGAAGAUUUCAGCAAACCCAGCACCGGUACGGUACUGUUGAUAAUGCUGUUCGUGGUCGCUGUGUCGUACUUCCUCAUCGGUGCCACGGUGAACGCAUUCUACAUCGGUGCACGGGGCAUGGAAAUCGUGCCGCACGUGGAUUUCUGGCGCGAACUGCCCAGUCUCGUGCGGGACGGUGCCCAGUUCCUGCAGAAUGGGUGCCGGGUCACUAAUCGCGCACCGGAUCCUGAUUCGUACGACGCCAUAUAAACGCUGCGUGGACACUGCUGUUACCGACUGAAUGCUGCGCGACCUACUUCAUUUCGGCGGUUUUCGGCUUCUCGUCACCGAAUGAUGCGAUCCAAGCAACCAUAGAGACAGAGCUUCCCGCAACUACAUACACAAUACGCAGCGCCAGUGUGUGUGUGUUUGGGUGUGCGCGAUUAUGCGAUUACGCAGGGGAGGAAUAGAAAAUGUCUUUAUUUAAACAGCUAAGAUGUGUUGUGAAUAAAAUCUAAUUUCACCAUGUACGUUCUUACGUA
This is a messenger RNA of Anopheles stephensi (Asian malaria mosquito), 1298 nucleotides long. RefSeq names its product cation-dependent mannose-6-phosphate receptor-like. The record is from RefSeq and is a predicted model, not a curated record. NCBI's taxonomy places the organism in Eukaryota, Metazoa, Arthropoda, Insecta, Diptera, Culicidae. Bases 268 to 1026 code for a protein of 252 amino acids. The transcript is spliced from 5 exons. Gene Ontology annotation, cellular component: trans-Golgi network.